Molecule: messenger RNA, 1815 nt
Organism: Aureobasidium musti
Lineage: Eukaryota; Fungi; Ascomycota; Dothideomycetes; Dothideales; Saccotheciaceae
Source: the annotation of a GenBank genome assembly
AUGAGGCUUGCCAGGAGCUCAUUGUCACUUGCUAUCACGCGUCCAUCAUGUCUUUCUUUGACGGCUAGAAAAUUGCCAUUGGCUGCCAUAUCAGCCCUGCCAAUCACAUCCAGCGUCCACAAAUCUGCAUCCUCCACUGUCGGAAGGUCACUGCAUGGUUCGAGGCAUCAGAGCGGCAUUCCUCAAUUCUCGACCAAAUUCUAUGGUGAACCUACCAUAUAUGCCUUGUCUACUGCCCCCGGUCGCGCUGCUAUUGCCAUCAUUCGCAUCUCUGGUCCAGCAUGUAAUGAUAUCUACCAGGCUCUUUGCCCAGGACAAAAGCCCUUGAAGCCUCGCUACGCUGCUGUGCGUACCUUGUACCGUCCUGGAGCUAGAGCUUCACCUGACAACCUCCUGGACUCAAGUGCUCUGCUACUUUAUUUUCCUGCUCCAAAUACUGCAACAGGAGAGGAUCUUCUCGAGCUGCAUGUGCACGGUGGCACGGCUGUUGUUAGAGCUGUUUUGUCUGCUAUAUCUCAGUGCUCAUCUGCAAUUGGUGCUAUUCGGUAUGCAGAGGCUGGCGAGUUCACUCGAAGAGCCUUCAUGAAUGAUCGUCUGGACUUGACCCAGGUCGAAGCUUUGGGAGACACGCUUUCUGCAAAUACUGAGCAACAGCGUCGAUUGUCAGUCCGUGGUACCACCAACACCCUCUCGCUCCGCUACGAAUCAUGGCGUCAGAUGCUUCUCGCAGCUAGAGGUGAGCUCGAGGCUCUGAUUGACUUUUCCGAAGAUCAGCACUUCGAUGAGUCGCCAGCCGAACUCGCCUCUUCUGUUGCCGGACAGGUCCAAGACUUAGUUCUUCUGAUUGAUACCCAUCGCCGCAAUGCAAUGCGCGGAGAGCUACUUAGGAACGGUAUUGCUAUCAGUCUGCUUGGUGCACCUAAUGCUGGCAAGAGCAGUCUUCUCAAUCGUAUUGUGGGCCGCGAAGCUGCUAUCGUCAGUCAAGAAGCAGGCACCACUCGUGAUGUGGUUGAAGUGGGUAUCGAUCUAGGUGGCUACCUUUGCCGCUUGGGCGACACUGCUGGUUUAAGAAGCGCCGUUCUUGCUACCGCUCAAGCUCAAAAAGAGCAUAUGCAAGAAAAAAUCAGUAUGAUCGAGAAAGAGGGCAUGAGGCGUGCCAAGCAGCGAGCCAUUGAAAGCGACGUCGUAAUCGUUGUUCUGUCGCUAGAACAAGAGGACAAGAAAGUAGUCUUGAGACCAGAUCCCGAGGUCACCGAUACUGCUGCCGAGCUUGCAAAACAAAAGUCGAAUGUGCUAGUUGUACUCAACAAGAUCGACCUGCUUUCGGGCCACGCAUCCGAGCUAGAAAACUUCAGACGACAAGUCGCAGAUGCGCUUCCGCACGUACGACUCGAAAACAUUUUCGCCAUCUCUUGUAAAGAUGCAGAGUCAUCAGUCUCAAUUGAUACUGGACACAUCCCGACUUUCCUCUCUGGUCUCAUUCGACAAUUCGAAGACAUGACUUCGGCAGUCGCAGCUACCGACGACGACACAGAUCCUUCCAUCUGGCAAGAAUCGUUGGGUGCGACAGAGCGCCACAGACUUCUCCUCGACGAAUGUCAAUUCCACCUUGAACAGUUCCUCAGCCAAGUAGAAAUUGGUACACAAAGCAACGCAGAGACAAGCCAAGAAGAACUGGAUGUUGAUAUUGUCCUCGCUGCGGAAAACCUCCGCGAUGCUGCAAAUUGUCUGGCAAGAAUCACUGGCAAAGGCGAAGCUGGAGACGUCGAAGAAGUGCUUGGAGUUGUUUUUGAGAAAUUCUGCGUUGGCAAAUGA